Molecule: messenger RNA, 252 nt
Organism: Yamadazyma jaroonii
Lineage: Eukaryota; Fungi; Ascomycota; Pichiomycetes; Serinales; Debaryomycetaceae
Source: the annotation of a GenBank genome assembly
AUGACUGUCACUAACUUUCCACCACUUUUGAGUGAAGAUGAUAUGCAAAAAUAUAAAGUUCCAUUGAAAUGGAGAGACAGAUGUGCAGCAUAUUUCGUUUUAUUCAAUACCUGUCUUAUCAGACAAAGUGCUAACUCAUCAGUUGAUUGUUCAGGUGAUAAACAUAGUUGGGAAGAAUGUGAAAACUUAGAUUUAAUCAGAAGAACUAAACAAUUAAAUGAUAAAAAAGAAGAAUUGAAAAAUCAAGAUUAG